Messenger RNA from Geodia barretti, 314 nucleotides. Lineage: Eukaryota; Metazoa; Porifera; Demospongiae; Tetractinellida; Geodiidae. The record is from the annotation of a GenBank genome assembly.
GACAGAGAUGAAUGAUGCAUUGUACACAAGUCUGUUCUGUGGUGGAAAUCUGACAGUGUGGCUAGUGACCCACCAGACAAAGAGACACUCGAGGAGACACUUGGGGAGGGAGAGAGAGGAGAAGAAAAGUCUGCAUUUGGUUUCAUAUCUCCCAAACCUGAACCCAGUCAACAGUCUGGGUUUUCAUUCAUAAACUCAUCCGACGCUGACCAUGUAGAAGGAGGAGGGAUAGAGGAGGCCAAACAUUCCCCAGAAGGUUCCCUGACUUUUCACCUGAAAUAGAUGUAAAACACUCAAGUCAUUACAUACACACA